This is a messenger RNA of Parascedosporium putredinis, 1647 nucleotides long. NCBI's taxonomy places the organism in Eukaryota, Fungi, Ascomycota, Sordariomycetes, Microascales, Microascaceae. The record is from the annotation of a GenBank genome assembly.
AUGACAACGAACGUAGAUGCUGCGGCGGCGACGGACGCAUUAGCCGUCGGCGUUCCAGCCCACGUCCCCGCGACGAUCCCCGGCGGCGAUCCCGAAAAGACUGUGGUUCUGGACCGUAUAGAGACGUCGAGUUUGGAUUCUGCGCCGCUAUCGUCUCCUUCCGACUUCCCGGAUGGGGGCAUAGAGGCCUGGACAGUCGUCUUUGGGGCCUGGUUGGCCUUGUUUUGCACAUUUGGCCUCAUUACUUGCGUCGGCCUGUUCCUGGAGUAUUACGUGGAGGGACCGUUGGCGAGCUAUGGACCGAGUACUGUAAGCUGGAUUGUCAGCGCCCAGAUUUUCGUCCAAGGUGGCGGCACGGCAAUAUGGGGUAGGAUCUUUGAUUCAUAUGGCCCUCGCUGGCUUCUAUGGGUCGGCACGCCAGUGUACUGUCUUGGCAUCAUGAUGACCUCGCUCUCGACCAAGUACUACCAAAUCUUCCUCAGCCAGGCCGUCCUCAGCGCUUUAGGGUCAGGCGCUGUCUUCAACGCCGGCCUCUCAUCCACGGCGACUUGGUUCCUGAAGAAGCGAGGCGCGGCGUUUGGCAUCCUCAACUCAGGCUCCUCUGUCGGCGGUGUCGUGCUGCCCAUCAUGAUCGACCGCCUGUUCAAGUCCAUCGGCUUCGCGUGGACCCUCCGCGUGCUCGGGUUUCUGCUGCUGGCGCUGUGUGCCAUUGCCUGCAUCACCGUCAAGUCUCGCCUACCCGCAAACCCGCGACCGCUCGUGCUUGCCGACUACACCAAGCCGUUUACGGAGAUGCCGAUGCUCAUGACCAUGCUCGGAGGCUUCCUCUUCUUUUGGGGCAUGUAUCUCCCCAUGAAUUACAUCAUUAUCCAGGCCAAAGCGACGGGAAUCUCGACUUCCAUAACACCGUACCUCCUCCCCAUCAUCAACGCCGUGAGCAUCAUCGGUCGCAUCCUCCCCGGCUUUGCCGCCGACCGGUUCGGCCGGUAUAAUUGCAUAAUUAUCAUCACUGCCCUAUCCGGGAUAGCGACGCUGGCUCUGUGGAUCCCGAGCGGCGGGAACAUGGGCGCUAUCAUUGCCUACGCAGUUCUCUUUGGCUUCGCCUCAGGCGGCCUAACUAAAGCCACGAUUUUGAGGAUCCAGCUCGCACCCUACCUCUUCCGUCUUCAACAGACCUUUCAGAAUUACUCUUGGGACGACGACCACGGUCCCCCGACUGAAGAAAACAAGGUAGCCGUGAAGAACGCGUUUAGUCACUUGGAGGAAGACUUGGCGAAGGACGGACCCUUUGACGGUGUUUUGGGCUUCUCGCAAGGCGCAUCAUGCACGUCGGCUUUUCUGCUACAGCUAGCAAGGGCGGGAGCCGCCACGGUUCCUUUCCGAUUCGCGAUUCUGUUUUCGACCUCGGGCAUACCGGAAUGGGACGUUGAGGACCAAGAGUCUGUCAAGAUUAAAAUCCCUACACUUCAUGUCUGUGGCGAGGCCGACUCCGAGUGGUUUGAAGACGCGAAGGCCGUGACGACACGGUGCGCGGACGGCACUGCGGAGCUCAUUACGCACACGGGCGGGCAUGUCGUGCCGAAGGAUCGGCCAACGGUAGACAAGGUUAUCCAGGGGAUUAGACGACUCGUUGAACGCUCCCGAUGA